Messenger RNA from Eutrema salsugineum, 510 nucleotides. Its product is annotated as trigger factor-like. The record is from RefSeq and is a predicted model, not a curated record. Lineage: Eukaryota; Viridiplantae; Streptophyta; Magnoliopsida; Brassicales; Brassicaceae. The transcript has 4 exons. The coding region runs from base 1 to 510 and encodes 169 amino acids.
AUGGGGUCUGAUCUAGAGUCGCGCGAUGAUAUUGAUGAUAUGGACCAAACAGAUGAAUACGAUUUUGAAGAUGAUUUAAUUGACGACGGUGAGUCUUGUGAAGGAUCUGAUGGUUCAAGUGAUAACUUGGAAGGUGAUAGCGGUGAUGACGAAGAUGAAGAUGAUGACGAUGCUGAUUCGGCUGAUGAUGAUGAAGAUGAUGAUGAAGAUGUUAUGUUGGAUGAUGAGACUGAGAUUGAUGAUGAUAGUGAGGAUCAGCAAAACGUCGAACCGAGUGAUAUACUCAUCGAAAAGAAUAUUAGUUUUACAGACGUGGAUGCAUAUACUAAUUUGAAACGUUCUUCCAUGGAGCUCAUAUUAUCGGAUGAACAGGCCACUGUUAGAGAUGGUGAGAUCGGUGUCGCAUCGUCUAGCAUAGAUGUUGGCAAGAUCACUAUAUCGUCCACUUCUCCUACUAAGUUCGAACUCAAUCCCCGUAUUCCAGAGUUAGAUGAGUUUUUGGAACAGUAG